GUUUGCAAUGCCAACGGUUCCUUCAUCUACACCUGCACCACUACCAACAAAACAAGAAAAGUUUGCAAUGCCAACGGUUCCUUCAUCCACACCUGCACCACUGCCAACAAAACAAGUAAAUGCGAUAGAAACACCAACGAGCUCUAUAGCAACGACUCCAGAAAAAUCUGAUGUUAAACAGAAUGAAAAUGAAAAGCUAUCCAUGCCUACCACACCUUCCCUACCUUCCUCUACACCAGCCCCUCUUCCUACUGAACAAGUCUCACCUAAGACUGAGAGUAAUUUAGCAAGUCCAACCAGUCCUCCUGCCUUGGUGCCUACAAAAUCAGAUGCAGAGAAACCAGAUACUUCUAGUAAGUCCAAACCUUCUGUUAAAGCAUCACCAACAAAAUCUGUCGCUCCUAAAGCAGCCCCAACAUCGUCAUCACUUAUUUCCGCUAAGAAGGAACCUACAAUGCCCGCAAAAGAGCUCCCUGUGGAAUCUGUGGGCUCUCGUCGUUCAAACAUCACAGCUGUAAGAUCUGAUCCUCUAGAAGAAUUUGAUGACAAAUCAAAGAAAGCAAAAGCAAUUCCAAAAAACGAAGUCAAGAAAGAAUAUAAACAAUCAAAAGAAGAUGAAAUCGUACAGGAUGUCCUUGAAAAAGCCAAUAUAUUUAACCAAAGCGAUAGCGAUGAUACCGUACUACAAGUGGCCAAGUUAUUUAAUAACCAAAGUGUUGCUGAAGACAGUGUACAUGAAGUCAGCGAUUCGCCGAAGAACCACGAAAGCUCCAAAACAAAACAAGAUGUGCUUCCUAAACAAAAACCUGUGUCAUACACAAGAACACAGCCAGCAUCAAGUAUACUUGGAAAAGUGUGCAAAGCCCGUGUAGACCUGGUGUUUCUGCUGGAUGGAUCCCAAGCCAGUGAUAAAAUGCACUUUACAAAAUCCUUGACAUUUGUUAAGGAUCUCAUCAAGUCGUUCAGUGUUUCCAAGGAUGAUGCACAUGUCUCCGUAGCCGUGUGUUCAGAGAAGCCACAUAUUCUGUUUGACUUGAAUGCGUUCACUGAUCAUAGAAGUAUAGAGAGAGCAAUGAGUUCUGUUGCUUACCCAAGUGGGAAGAUGUUUGCAGGUGGAUGUUUAAAAACGAUCAAAUCAGCCAUAUUCGAAAACAGUGGUCGACAUGGCGUGCCAAAAAUCCUCUACUUCAUGUCUAGCGGAGGCUCCAACGACCACGUCGCCCUUCCAUCAAGAGCUCUGAGAGAUUUGAGCGUCCAAGUGUUCUCAUUGGGGCUUGGUACCAAGUAUAAUGCCAGGGAAUUAAAAGAAAUUGCAACCGCGCCAUAUAGUGAUCACGUGUUAGCGACACGGUAUGAAAUACUCGGACUUCUUCGACCUUUUGUUACAGCGCAGCUGUGUAGAGGAUCUGGCGGAAAGCUGGUUCUCAAACCUCACAAGAAGCCCUUGGUAAAACCUAACGAGAAGCAUUUGGAACACACCGAGCGCCAAGUAAAAUCAAAAGUUCCAAUAAAAAAUGAAAGUAGCUUGAGGAAAAGUAUGUUGUUUAAACUGAAGGAGAAAGAAGAAAAGAAAAAGGCUGCAUUAAAGGCGGAUAUCAGGAAAAAGCUUCACAUUCUUCUUUCAAAACUUGGUCGGAAGUUCCAUAACGAAAAUGCCAUUUAUCGUUCAAUUGUCUAUAACAUCAAUGGACACAGAGAUGCUGGCUGCAAAGACUACCAUGUUCUCUGCAAGACAUGGGGCAAGCAAGGAUACUGCAAAACGUCCUCCAAGCAUGGAAUCGACGCUUAUUCCGUACAGCGGGUUUGCCCCAAAACAUGCGUAGUUUGUUACCCAUAGACUAUGCAAUUUUUYUUCGCUUUGAUACAAGACGAGUUCCACAACUGCAUGAUAAAUACACUCAUUUUUUAAUCAUUUMAUCAGUUUUACUAAGUUAAAGUAAUGAUCACUCAGUUACCAGAGCGUUUUUUCUUGUUUCCGUGGCCCGCGUUGCUUGGUGGUCUGCGGACAACAAAAAAACCGCUGAUCUCUAAGCAUCGCAGGCUAAUCUACGACCCAGACAACCGUGACAACUUAUGAAUGCGGCUCAUUUCUUGUGUUUGUUUUAAAUUAAUUUCUCUUCGAAUUUUGAAUUUUGAACGGACUGACUUCGUAAAAACCUGAUUGACUCAAAAAAGGAAAAGCGUUCUAAUUUAUAGAUUCAUGAUAAUUUAAAGAAUUAGCUGAGUUCGUUAUUUCUUUAUUAAUAAUAAUAAUAGUUUACUAUUUGUAUUGCGCAAUUUAUCAUGUUAAUCAGUGAUCAACUGUGCAUUACAUAUAGGUACACUAAAAUACUAGGCAUAAAAUCUCUAAAAAACUACAAAAAGAGUAUAUAAAAGAUUUAAUAACUAAGGUCCAGUUUAGACGUCGAAUCCCGCACGCACCGAAUCCAAUGCAGACAAACCAAACAUUACUAUGCCCAUCUGCACUAGGCCCGGUUUUAUUGACGCAACAAAACAAGCGCGCCUGCAAUUUCGGAAGGUCACCGGAAAAGCAAAAAGCGUCCUAAGUGUUCUGUUCAUCUUGAAUGCCUUUGUCAUUAUGAUUCUCUUGAAUUUCAAUAAAAAUUAUAAUUACCACA
Actinia tenebrosa (Australian red waratah sea anemone) is the source of this 2618-nucleotide messenger RNA. RefSeq lists its product as uncharacterized. NCBI's taxonomy places the organism in Eukaryota, Metazoa, Cnidaria, Anthozoa, Actiniaria, Actiniidae. The record is from RefSeq and is a predicted model, not a curated record.